AUGCCAAAGGCAGCCUUUGUUAAAGAUCUAGAGAUCAUAGACGCUUUCUCGGGCUAUUCGGAUCCUUAUGUUCAACCGAACUUAGCCUACUUACAGCAGCUGCGGCUUAGGCCGAUAGGAUAUUAUUUUGGCGAAUACCUCAGUCAAGGGUAUCUCGAUAUAGAGGGCAAAUGUUCCCAAGCGACUAUGCAGGACUUGAUAGGCAGUGGUUUGUUUCAACUCAUGCCUGAGCUGGAGAGUAAAGAUUUUUGGGAUCAAUGGGCAAAAAGGGUCAUCGAGCUCCGGAGGCCUUUCAAUGAAACCGUCAACAUUAAACAGACAAAAAAGUCCGAUGUCCGCAGAGCCAUCGUUAUCGCAGAAAGAUGUUUUCCUGGUCGAUGGGCGAUUCCAGUCGCCACAAUGCUUCUCGCGCUCAGGCCCUGCCUAGACAAGGAUCGUGUCAUCCUAGAUGCCUUUGCGUCAAUGUAUUCUGUGGAAGAGGUGCGACGCCUCUCGUUACGGGAUAUCAAGAUUGAUGCAAUACGGCUACCUGAAGUCAAGCAGUUUGGGAGACUGUUGAACGAUAUUCAGUGCCAUUUGUUAGGCGAGGAUAUCGAUCUUUUGAAAAACCCUUUUGCAAUGCUGAGGUGA
Molecule: messenger RNA, 630 nt
Organism: Pyrenophora tritici-repentis Pt-1C-BFP
Lineage: Eukaryota; Fungi; Ascomycota; Dothideomycetes; Pleosporales; Pleosporaceae
Source: RefSeq, a predicted model, not a curated record